GUGGGGCCAGACCCUUGCUGGGGGACUCUGGGGGAGGGUGUGAGGGUGCGUGCAGACCUGGGGAGUCCUUCUGCUUUCUGCAGAGUGGAAACAAUGCCCAGCGAAGGACGGUGGCUGGCCCAAGGCCACACAGCAAAAUGUACCCUGAGGUUAGUUCUUCUGUUCCAGCAGGUGCUGUUCUAGGGACUUCUGAGGGAAAAAAGAACGUUCUUGACUGAGCUUGCAGAGAUACGUCUAAAGCAGGGGCCUGCCAGUGUGCCUUGGGCUUGCGGGCAGGGAGAAGCUUCACCUGCUCUCGAGAUCAUUCCUAGCCUCGGUCUGGUGGAGGCCUCUUUUCCCUGCAACCAGCUGACCCUUGGUGGAUCAGAGGGAUUGUAAAAGGAUCUGGUAGCUGGUUUUGCUGUGUGUUCCAGGGAGGGUGGCUUGAUGUCUUCAAGCCCUUUAGAAUCUCUCGCUUCCAAGAAAACUACUAAGAUGCUAGUUAUAGCCUCACGUGCCUUUUUAUUAAAGUGCUUCCCCCAAGGACUGGAGUCUGGGCCAGCUUUGCUGGUCUGAUAGGGUCCCCAGACUCAUGUGACAGCCUUGAAAUACUGUCCGGACUAGCAGGAUUGAGACUUCUCCCGCUUCAGAUUGCCCAGGGAGCCAUGAGCACACGGGGUCCCAGCCCCCUCACCUUCCUCACCGCCCCUGUCACUGCCGGCAGUCCCACAGAGGCAGCUGACCCCCUCCCGGCGCUACUCGCCCUGGCCUGCAUCUUCCUUCUGCUGGCCAGCUGUCUGCUCUUCAUGACCCUCUGCAAACCGGCCGCUCUGGACCCGAGCCGCAGGGCUCGGGAGUGCCUGCCCCACCACCCCGGGAGCCCCAGCGAGCCCCAGCUCAGGCUCUGGAAGCGCCUGGGCUCUCUGCGCCGCUCCCUGCACAGCUUCCGCAGAGGCAGGCCUGCUCCCAGACGCCCCCUGCCGGGCUGCGAGGACAACCUCGACUGUGACUGCACGGAAUCUACCAAGAUGUGAUGGGGCGUCCCCGCCACCCAGGACCCACCAGAGGAUCCUCCUGCCGCGGACACAGCCUGGAACCAGGGACUGCAGAAGGACCUGGGCCACACGCUCAGCCACAGUGGUCCCCUGUGCGUCCAGGCCUGUGGCCUUUCCCAGAGGCAGCCCCUGGAGGAAAGCCUUCCUCUCUGCCGACUCUGCAGCUGCUGCCUGCUGAAAGACUGCUGGGCCAACAGCGGGGUACCUGCAGCCAUCUGACCCUCGGCUCCGGGCUCCAGAGGGUACAACCCGGGACCCCCAGCACUCUUCUCUGGCAACCAGGCACCAACCACCUCCAGGAAGCAGUGCCCCUGCUUCCCAACAGAAGUCCUGCCCACCUUCCAGGUGCCACAGUCCAGCACGGAUUCCAGUUUGAGUUGCCGAAUGGCCAAAGGUUCCCUCCAGCCAAACGAAAUACUCCGUCCACACGGGGGGCAAGGAACUGUCUUGCCCUCUGUGCCAACUCAGUGCCAGAGGCAAGAGGCAAGCCAGCGACUUCUCGCCUUGAAAUCUUGGGACCUACCAGCAUUCACCUAAUAAUCCCUGGGAGCAGCCAGCACCCUUGUGGGUCAGAUGCCCGCGUGCCUGCUGGGAGGAGGGCGAACAGGAGGCUCUCAACCCUGCCUAGCCAGUCACCCUCCUGGCAGCCAUCUUGGUGGCCCCCCUUCAAGGCGCCUAUGUCACAAUGGACCAGGAAGGGGCUGAGAAUGGGUUAAAGAGCUCCUUGUGAGGCCAAGGAGCUGUGCUGUGUCAAAGCGGUGGGAGGCAUUGCCAGAAGCCAGAGGUGAUGCCACCUGGGCUCCGAGGACACAUCACAGCGUUCCUGCCUCGCCCAGGGCAGGAGGCCUCCUCCUUUUCGGGUAGGAGGGUCCAGACCUCUCCGGGACAGCUGUGGGACCUCAGGUCUGGACCACACUAGGGAUGCUAUCUGAGUUUUUGGCAAUUGUGCCAUUGACUGGCUACCUGUCAAAGCAAUCCUACCCUAGAGUGGGCUUCUCGGAAUUCCAAACCCCCAACUCUCCCCACAGGGUGCGGCUAUGCACUCGGGGUCCCAAAUCUGGAGGGUGGACGGACGGGGUAUGAGCUGCCUAGUUCCUGCCACCUGCGUCCUGCUGCAGGGCUGCCGGGACCCACCUUGCUGUGACUCCCAAUGCAGCCAGCCAGGUCUUCUCAGGAAGUGAGCUCCAGCUUUGCCACCCCCCAGCUCCAACACCAUCGCUGGUUUCCAACCGCUAGCUAGAUAAAGCCACGGCUCCUUAGUGUGGUGAUCGGCGUCCCCCGGGAGCUGGCUUCAAACUAGCUUUCUAGCCUCACCUCGACCCGAGACUCCAGACAAACUGAACCACCUGUCCCCAGGCCAUGGCUUACGCUUCCCAAGGCACCCCCUCCGGGAAGCCCUCUUUGCUCUCCAGCGGAAAGCCACUUUCUGCCUAGAACCACUCCUGCUCCUCACAUCUCUCAGAGAAAGGAUCACUUCUUCCUGGCAUUGGGGGCGAUCCACGUCUACGUGUCCUUCCUACAAGCCUGGAAGCUUGCAGAGAGCAAGACCAUGUCCAAACCUU
This is a messenger RNA of Herpailurus yagouaroundi (jaguarundi), 2596 nucleotides long. It is a transcript of the gene CUNH10orf105, whose product is annotated as chromosome unknown C10orf105 homolog. Lineage: Eukaryota; Metazoa; Chordata; Mammalia; Carnivora; Felidae. The record is from RefSeq and is a predicted model, not a curated record. Bases 645 to 1013 code for a protein of 122 amino acids. The transcript has 2 exons.